Molecule: messenger RNA, 1319 nt
Organism: Theobroma umbraticum
Lineage: Eukaryota; Viridiplantae; Streptophyta; Magnoliopsida; Malvales; Malvaceae
Source: RefSeq, a predicted model, not a curated record
AGGCCCAGCGGGCAGCUUUCGGUUGCUCCUAACCUCGUCUUGAGCAAAGUGUUCCUGAACGAAUGCACAACCAAAAACAUUUCGAUAAAUAAACUUAAUUAACAUUCAAAUUAAAGUUAGAUUAUCUUUUAAUCAAAAACGAAUUCAUCAUAGAAAUAAAGCAUGUGUAGCAAAUUUGGAACAUAAAACCUUUUUCUAUUGUCAAAAUAAAUCGUUAUUAUUAUUAUUAAGAAUAUAAUUUUUUCAUGGGACACCUAAGCGACUACCGGCUUGGAUCUCAGUUACUGCUGUUUUCUCUACAAAAUCUUACUGACCGUACAGUCCCAAAACCCAAAAAUAGCCCAAAAAUCCUUUUAAAAAAAUAAAAAAAUAAAGCCACUUUAAAUUAAUUUUGGGGUUAUUGUUUCUCAGCCGUUGAAUGUUACUUCCCAAAAAACUUUCUCUGCCAUUUUAAUUUGGGAUAAUUUACUAUAUUUUGUUUCUUUCCUUUUUUUUCUUUGUCUGAAUUUAAUAUUAUGGGGAAGAGAAAGAGAAGUUCCCAACCUAACAAUCUCGACCUUCCUUCUUCUUCGGACGACAUGCCGUGCUCUUCAGGAACGGAAUUAUUAUCCAAAAAGCAUUCUUCGAAUUUGGAUGCUGGCAUGGAUGCUGGAGAUAGUUCUGUGAAGCUGCUUAAUUCCAACUCUUCUGUUGCUCAUCGCCAGUACAAUCUUGGGCGCUCCAUAUUUCUAAAACGAUCACGCCAUUACUAUGGCCAUCACUACUCACGCCGGAAUUCUGGCAGCCUUGCUAAUGCAUCAACUUCUCAUGGCAAGUUUAGUCCUUUACAUGAUGAGAGAUUACCCUUCAAGUUUGCUCACUACUGCCCAGAGUCUGCAUGCCAUGGAGAUGGUAGGGAAAAAGCAUUUAGCAGACCAGAGCGAAUAACGUCUAGUUCAUUGGUGAUGGAUGCAGUAUCACUUGACAAGGUGAAGAUUGUUUGUGGCAUAUGCCAGAAGCAUUUGAGACGGAAACCUUAUUUACUUGGAAAUGCACUGGCUUCUGGUGAAUUCUCUGUCGUGGCAGUUCUAGUUUGUGGGCAUGUAUAUCAUGCUGAUUGUUUGGAAGAGAGAACAAGCCUCGAGGAUAGGCGUGACCCGCCAUGUCCUUUAUGUUCGGGUUCACUAUCACAAGUUUGAUGCUUCUAGUGGAAAGGAGUGAUUGUACAGAGGUGGGCACAUUUAUCAUACUAAUUUUCUAGAAGAAAUAUGACAUACUUAAUUAGGGCAUAAAAUGCAGGCGGUUUGUUGUGAUCUAAGCUGAAGUUUUACAGAUUAGGA